This is a messenger RNA of Prosopis cineraria, 1043 nucleotides long. RefSeq lists its product as uncharacterized. Lineage: Eukaryota; Viridiplantae; Streptophyta; Magnoliopsida; Fabales; Fabaceae. Bases 118 to 804 code for a protein of 228 amino acids. The transcript is spliced from 7 exons. The record is from RefSeq and is a predicted model, not a curated record.
AGUGGCCUAGUCUAGUCUAGAUUGAGAUCACAAGGUGAAGCGAGGCUUCCUCGCCGUGCUUCAAGUGGACCUGUGUCUAGCCGCUGUUCUACAGGCGUUGAUCGGCAGCGGAGAAGAAUGACCUUGUUUCAUUUUUUCAACUGCGCGAUCCUUACCUUCGGCCCCCACGUCGUUUACUAUUCUGCUACUCCCUUAUCUGAGUAUGACACACUUGGUACUUCUAUCAAAGCAGCUGUUGUUUAUCUCGCGACAGCAUUAGUUAAGCUUGUUUGUCUCGCAACUUUUCUCAAAGUAUCUGAGAGUGAUAGCUUUGAUCCUUAUCAGGAAUGUCUGAAGGCAUUAAUAGGCUUUAUAGAUGUUGCUGGGCUUUAUUUUGCCUUGACCCAGUUGACUCAUAGAAACAUAUCUCAAAAUCAUAAAUUCCAAGCAGUCGGCCUUGGAUGGGCGUUUGCUGAUUCCGUACUGCAUAGAUUGGCUCCCCUUUGGGUGGGUGCAAGAGGACUAGAGUUUACUUGGGAUUACAUUCUCCAAGGCCUAGAGGCUAAUGCAAAUCUGGUGUUGAGCAUAUCUCUUGCGGCACUAGGAUCUUUGAUGUGGCUCCGAAAAAAUAAACCCAGGGCUCUAAUUCCUAUAAUAUACUUGUGUGCAGGGAUUGUGGCUACCAUGCCAUCCAUCACUAGCUAUCUGAGGCGAGGCUUGGGGUGGCAUUUACCAAAGGUUGUAGGAUUUGAACUCUUUACAUCUUUGGUUAUGGCUAUUUUAAGUUGGCAGCUGUUUGCUGCGUGUCAGAGGCCGUCAGCAUAAGAACCUAUCAUGUCCAGAAUCAGAGAAAUGCCAUUAAGAUAAUUGUUAAACCGUGCUUUAAUUGUUUCCAGCCAGUGUAUUGAUCCAAUCUCUGCUCCAGGUGGUAGCUGCCCUGCUUUUUAAUUUAAAUUUUACUCUUAAGAUGUAUCGAUUACAAUUUAUUGAUAGAUUUUAUUUCAUGGGCACAUUCAUUUGUUUCUUGCGAGAAGUUAAAUGAAAAUUCAAGAGUUCUGUGAGUC